AUGGCAUAUGCGGUGGAAGAGGUAAAUCAUAACAGCUCCCUGCUGCAAGGAGUGAAGCUGGGUUACCGUAUACUGAAUAGCUGUGGCCGAUACCCCUGGGUUCUGAAAGCAGCUCUAUCAUUGGUUGGAGGAGACGCACACAGCUGUAUCUCAACUGUCUCUUCUCCUCACUCUGCAGUUAAUGAACAAACUGAAGGGAAAACAGGUAUGGUGACUGACAGACAGUUUCUGGCCAGUGAGGCCUGGAGCACCAGUGAUGAACUUAUGCAAAAUCUUGCUGUCUCCAAGUUUUCAAGUGGUGUUGUUGGUGUGGCCAUUCGCAGUUCAACAAUCCCUGGAUUUGAAAACUAUCUCAGACGUUUACACCCAUAUGAUCGUCCAGAUGAUGAGUUGAUAAGAGAAUUAUGGGAAAAAGAGUUUGGAUGUAGUCCUGAAGCUACACAAUCCCAUCAAACACCUCUCUCGUCAUAUCCCUCUUCUCCAUCUCCUGCUAAUAACAGCUCACGCCCUUCACAGCCUUCUCUCCUGCCCAAACAGAGACAGUCCUACAAACAACAGCUCCACCUGCUCCUCUGCAAAACACAUCAAACCCAGAGAGGGGCUGAUAUUCCACCAAAGUAUGACCUUGUCAACUGGCAGAAAACCCCUGAGGGUUCACUUAAACUUGUGUUGGUUGGUCAUGUGGAUGAGUUUAAUGUCCACCUAAAUGAGUCAGUUAUCCAGUGGAACACAGGAUCCAAUGAGGUUCCUGUGUCAGUGUGCAGUAAGAGCUGUCCCCCAGGUACCCGAAAGGCCAACAGGAAAGGAGAACCUGUUUGCUGCUUUGACUGUAUUCCAUGCGGAGAAGGAGAAAUUAGUAAUAUAACAGGCUCCCUCCACUGUGAACGCUGUCCAUCUGAGUUUUGGUCCAAUACUGAGCGAACUGUCUGUAUACGUCGUCAGACAGACUUCUUGUCCUUUAAUGAAACACUGGGCAUUACUCUGACUACAGUCGCUGUGUCUGGUGUCAUAGUGACAACAGCUGUGUUUGUGGUUUUCCUUUACUACCGUCAAACACCUAUGAUUAGCUACAUAGCGACUUGCCCUUGUCUGAGUGACAGGCAUAAGUUUCCAAGUUUCUUCAGAACAAUCCCUAGUGAUGUUUACCAAGCUAGAGCCAUUGCACAACUGGUCUUACACUUCAGAUGGACUUGGAUUGGAGCAGUGGUGACUGACAGACAGUUUCUGGCCAGUGAGGCCUGGAGCACCAGUGAUGCACUUCUCCAAAAUGUUGCCAUCUCUAAGAUUUCAAAUGGUGUUGUUGGCGUGGCCAUUCGCAGUUCAACUAUACCUGGAUUUGGAAAUUAUCUCAGACGUUUAAACCCAUAUGAUCAUCCAGACAAUGAGUUUAUAAGAGAAUUAUGGGGAAAACUGUUUGGAUGUAGUCCUGAAGCUACACAAUCCCAUAUUCCAAAGUCUUCUCUACCACCCUGCACUGGGACAGAGACUCUGGAGGAUGUACAGAAUUUCUUUACUGACACGUCUCAGUUGAGGGUGACAUAUAAUAUCUAUCUUGCUGUUUAUGCAGCAGCUCACGCCCUUCACAGCCUUCUCUCCUGCCCAAACAGAGACAGUCCUACAAACAACAGCUCCACCUGCUCCUCUGCAAAACACAUCAAACCCAGAGAGCUUUUACAGCACUUUAAUAAAGUGAAUAUCUCCACACCACAUGGAGAGACGUUCUAUUUCCAAGGGGCUGAUAUUCCACCAAAGUAUGACCUUGUCAACUGGCAGAAAACCCCUGAAGGUUCACUUAAACUUGUAGUGAUUGGUUAUGUGGAUGAGUUUGAUGUCCAACUAAAUCACUCAGUUAUUCAGUGGAACACAGGAUCCAAUGAGGUUCCCGUCUCAGUGUGCAGUCAGAGCUGUCCCCCAGGUACCCGAAUGGCCAACAGGAAAGGAGAACCUGUUUGCUGCUUUGACUGUAUUCCAUGUGGAGAAGGAGAAAUUAGUAAUAUAACAGGUUCCCUUCACUGUCAACGUUGUCCAUCUGAGUUUUGGUCCAAUACUGAGAGAACUGUCUGUGUACGUCGCGAAACAGACUUUCUUUCCUUUAAUGAAACACUGGGCAUUACUCUGACUACAGUUGCUGUGUCUGGUGUCAUAGUGACAACAGCUGUGUUUGUGGUUUUCCUUUACUACCGUCAAACACCUAUGGUUCGAGCCAACAACUCAGAGCUGAGUUUCCUUCUUCUUCUGUCGCUGAAGCUCUGCUUCCUGUGUUCUCUGGUGUUCAUUGGUCGUCCAUCAGUCUGGUCUUGUCGGUUCCAGCAGGCAGCCUUUGGGAUCAGCUUUGUACUCUGUGUUUCCUGUCUUCUGGUGAAGACCAUGGUGGUUCUGGCAGCUUUCCGCUCAGCUCGUCCUGGUGCUGCAGCUUUGAUGAAGUGGUUUGGCCCAGGUCUACAGAGAGGAAGUGUCUGCCUGUUCACCAGUGUACAGAUCAUCAUCUGCAUCAUAUGGUUGUCUCUCAGUCCACCAGUACCUCACCGUGACUUGGGUAUCCAAGGGUCAAAGGUCACUUUGAAGUGUGCCAUGGCCUCUGUGGUGGGCUUCUCUCUGGUUCUGGGCUACAUCGGUCUGCUGGCCUGCACCUGCCUCCUCUUGGCUUUUCUUGCCAGGAAACUCCCUGACAACUUCAAUGAGGCCAAACUGAUCACUUUCAGCAUGCUGAUAUUUUGUGCUGUUUGGGUGGCCUUUGUCCCUGCUUAUGUUAGCUCUCCUGGGAAAUAUGUGGUUGCUGUUGAGAUUUUUGCAAUCCUGGCCUCUAGUUAUGGUUUACUGUUCUGUAUCUUUGCUCCUAAAUGUUUCAUCAUUCUUUUCAGACCAGAGAAAAACACUAAGAAACACCUGAUGGCGAGAUAG
Sphaeramia orbicularis (orbiculate cardinalfish) is the source of this 2901-nucleotide messenger RNA. RefSeq names its product extracellular calcium-sensing receptor-like. Gene Ontology annotation, biological process: G protein-coupled receptor signaling pathway. Gene Ontology annotation, cellular component: plasma membrane. Gene Ontology annotation, molecular function: G protein-coupled receptor activity. The coding region runs from base 1 to 2901 and encodes 966 amino acids. Lineage: Eukaryota; Metazoa; Chordata; Actinopteri; Kurtiformes; Apogonidae. The record is from RefSeq and is a predicted model, not a curated record. The transcript has 14 exons.